AUGUCAGGUGCAGGUGUCACAUCAAUCCCCAAGGGGCUGCACCAUCUCGAGGUCCUCAACAAGUCAAAGUUUGCCGGAAAAUGGCCAUCACGUCUCCCUCACGGACCCACUCAAUUCAUCCAGCCCUCAGAUCGGAUACGGAGAUGGAAUGUUCGGCCACAGGACAAGGUCCGGCUGCUCGUCGGCAGGCCGCAGGAGAAGUUCUUGGAUGAGACGGUGGGAGCGAAGAGUGGAUGGAGGGUAUACACUGUGAAGAGGGUAGAUUUGGAGCGGAAUAAGGUAUAUGUGGAGGGCUUAAAUAACAAGCGGUCCGCAACCGCUCGACCAAAACCAGAGAACUUCAACUCCCUGAGCGAAGCUGAACGAAAUCAAUGGGAGACAUCGGCGAAUAUCGCCCCUAUGGCUCGUCCAGUACAUUACUCCAAUGUCCAGCUCUGUGUUGAGGACAAGAACGGCCCUGACAGUGUCUUUGCAUCAAGAGUCGCUACAUCAACACCAUACUUCAACAAAGGCCUUCGCCGGCUAGAGUGGGAUCGGUACGCUGCCAAAUUGACUGGACCAUCCGAUCAGGCGCCAGAUCCGGAGAGAGGACUGGUACGGAUACCUUGGCCAGCUAGCGCGCUGGUGAAGCCCGCCGAUCCUACCCACCUAGACACAUCCAGCCCAUCAACAUCCACGCUCAAACUCCCCUCAACCGACUCCCUCAUGACUGCCACACUCAUGGGCGAGCUCCUCCCGUCUUCCUCGCUCGAGCCAAUCCGCAACACACCCGAGGCGCGAGAAUGGCUUGACGCCCAUGCCGAGUCGCCCGGCGUGCCAGAGACAGACUCAACAAUGCCUCUGUUCUUGUCCGAGGAGCUUUCGCCCCGGUUCUCUCGAUCCAAGAAGACAGCCGGAUUCAAUGCUCGGAGAGAGCAAAUAGCGAGAGACAGGGAAGAGGCGGGCAAGGCGGCAGUGGCGGCCUGGGAGGCAGGCGGGCGGGAUAGGAGCCUAGCCGAUGUGCUCGGUGGAGAAGGCGCGGAGGCACUGGAGGGUGUCAAGCUGCGCGGACGGACACGGGCGGAAGUACGCGAGGCGGCUCAGGUGCUAUUUGACCAAGAGGAAGCACGGGUCAAGCGGGGAGUCAGGGAGGCGAAGAAGAUGGAGAUGCGAUGGAGCAAGGAGGAAGGCGAGUGGGUCGCGGGCGAAAGGGUGGAGAAUGUGAAGAGGAGGAAGGAGCGGCGGGCGCUGAAGGAGAAGAAGGUGGAGAAGCGGAUGGAGGGGUUGAGGCUGGAGCAAGGGAGGAACGCGGUGGUGCCUGAGAGCUUUAGGGCGUAG
This is a messenger RNA of Dioszegia hungarica, 1317 nucleotides long. RefSeq lists its product as uncharacterized. The record is from RefSeq and is a predicted model, not a curated record. Bases 1 to 1317 code for a protein of 438 amino acids. The transcript is spliced from 6 exons. Gene Ontology annotation, molecular function: RNA binding. Lineage: Eukaryota; Fungi; Basidiomycota; Tremellomycetes; Tremellales; Bulleribasidiaceae.